AAAUGCUUUUACCCGGAACGAAACGAUUAUCACAGACAGGAAGUAAACUACACAUUUGCAAAAAUAUGAACGUUGUGGAGCAUAAAAUGUAGGGGGGAAAAAGUACUUGUUCGUUUGUUGUUAGCUAACAGAAAUCAAUAUGAGUCAGUUAAUGAUUGCUCUCUCAUCAAACUAAAGCGAACAAGCAAGGUAUUUCAGAAGUGUGAAAUGUCGUUUCCCCAGCCCAAACCUGAGGUCCCUCAGCUCCCCCAAAACCUUCUCAGGACCAUAGACUGCCAACAAGGGGCUGUAAGAGCUGUGCGAUUCAAUGCUGAUGGUAACUACCUGCUGUCUUGCGGCAGUGACAAGUCUCUGAAGUUGUGGAGUGUAAGUCGAGGGACACUACUGAAGACGUACAGUGGCCAUGGAUACGAAGUGCUAGAUGCUGAUGGUUCCUAUGACAACAGCCAGCUGUGUUCCUGCAGCUCGGACAAGACGGUGAUCCUCUGGGACGUCGCCACGGGACAGGUCACCCGGAAACUCAGGGGUCACGCUGGGAAAGUCAACUGUGUCCAGUUCAAUGAAGAAGCUACAGUCAUUUUAUCUGGCUCCAUAGAUGGUACAGUACGUUGCUGGGACACCAGGUCCAGAAAAUUUGAACCCAUCCAGAUUCUGGACGAGGCUCAAGAUGGUGUCAGCAGUCUGAAGGUGUCUGAACACGAGCUGCUCACUGGGUCAGUAGUGGAUGGGAGAGUGAGACAUGACCUGCGGAUGGGCCAGCUGCAUGUGGACUUCAUCAACAGUCAGCCCCAUCAGUGUGUGUGUUUCAGUGCGGACGCCCAGUGCACUCUGACCUCCAGCCUGGACUCCACCGUGCGUCUACUGGACAAGAGCACAGGGGAGAUGCUGGGAGAGUACACAGGACACAAGAUGAAGGGCUACAAGCUGGACUGCUGUCUGUCCAGUAAGGAUACUCACGUCCUGAGCUGCUCUGAGGACGGACACGUGUACUGCUGGGACCUGGUAGAGGUACGAGGGAUGGAUGAUUUGUUCAUUUAAUAGAUAGC
This is a messenger RNA of Salvelinus sp. IW2-2015, 1046 nucleotides long. RefSeq names its product WD repeat domain-containing protein 83-like. NCBI's taxonomy places the organism in Eukaryota, Metazoa, Chordata, Actinopteri, Salmoniformes, Salmonidae. The record is from RefSeq and is a predicted model, not a curated record. Gene Ontology annotation, biological process: mRNA splicing, via spliceosome. Gene Ontology annotation, molecular function: protein binding. Gene Ontology annotation, cellular component: catalytic step 2 spliceosome.